AUGCGCCUCGAGGAAUGCGCUGGUCUAGCAGGGUGCAGCAACGUCGACUUGUUGGCAUGGUCGUCCCAUUUGAGCACGCCUAUCCGCGUAGCAGCCGUUCCGUUAGGAUCAACUCGUGAACUGUCGAACGACUCCCCACCAUCAGACGAGACCGCAGAACAAAGACUCAUUCGACAUCAGGCAUCCGUCAUUGACCACUUCAUCGACAUCGGACGGCGACAAGAGGAGCGCCUCCAAGCCCUUGAGGAAAAGCUUCAAACUCGUGCCAUACCUAAGCGCAAGGAAACUGAAGUCAAAGUCGGGCAAGUCAUGCCGAACAGCAAAUUGAAACGGCAAAAGCAAUUUCACGCAUCGAAGCAGAAGAAGUACACGUCGAAGCACAUCGUAGCCUACAUGAAGUUGUUCUUACCCGACGGGUUUGUGCUCGACGAAGACAGCCAAACAUUCCGCGACGACAUGUUGUCUACAGAAGCUGCCGCAGAGAUCGCUGCGCUGGAGUUUCUGCUCAGCAACAACGUGCAAUCGAAGGGAACCAGCGCUGUUCUCAAAGCACUACAAGGCACUCAUCGACUGGGGCAUCUCAAUGCAAGGAUUAUCCAUUACUGCCAGCUUCGUGCAUCUCGAGUGAUUGAUCCGCCCCCCCCAGUUUCAUUGAACAUCCUUGACGAAAGCAACUAA
Molecule: messenger RNA, 678 nt
Organism: Aphanomyces astaci
Lineage: Eukaryota; Oomycota; Saprolegniomycetes; Saprolegniales; Verrucalvaceae
Exons: 2
Coding region: 1-678 (225 amino acids)
Source: RefSeq, a predicted model, not a curated record